Cryphonectria parasitica EP155 is the source of this 942-nucleotide messenger RNA. RefSeq names its product initiation factor protein 1, isoform b, confirmed by transcript evidence. NCBI's taxonomy places the organism in Eukaryota, Fungi, Ascomycota, Sordariomycetes, Diaporthales, Cryphonectriaceae. The transcript has a single exon. The record is from RefSeq and is a predicted model, not a curated record. Gene Ontology annotation, molecular function: RNA helicase activity; RNA binding. Bases 183 to 500 code for a protein of 105 amino acids.
UUACCCUCGAGGGUAUCAAGCAGUUCUACAUUGCCGUCGAGAAGGAGGAGUGGAAGCUCGACACCCUCUCCGACCUGUACGAGACCGUCACCAUCACCCAGGCUGUCAUCUUCUGCAACACCCGCAGAAAGGUCGACUGGCUGACCGACAAGCUCACUGCCCGCGACUUCACCGUCUCUGCCAUGCACGGUGACAUGGACCAGGGCCAGCGUGACCUUAUCAUGAAGGAGUUCCGCUCCGGCUCCUCUCGUGUCCUGAUCGCCACUGACCUGCUGGCCCGUGGUAUCGAUGUCCAGCAGGUCUCCCUGGUCAUCAACUACGAUCUCCCCGCUAACCGGGAGAACUACAUCCACCGUAUCGGUCGUGGUGGUCGUUUCGGCCGAAAGGGUGUUGCCAUCAACUUCGUCACCGCCGACGACGUUCGCAUGAUGCGUGAGAUCGAGCAGUUCUACAGCACUCAAAUCGAGGAGAUGCCCAUGAACGUUGCCGACCUCAUCUAAACACCAUCACUGGAAGUCGAGUCUUUCCCCCACAUCCACUCGACGAUUCAACUACACCUUCCGCGCAUACCGGGGUUCCUUCAGGGCAUAAGUGGUUAGUUGGCAAAUAGAGGGAGAGGGGGCUGCGCUGCCAGACAGAGCUGGCAUCCGCGCAGCUUGAGCGGAGAGGGUACGGAAACAAAAGUAGCUUGAGAUUUUCUUUUUUCCAAAGAGGGAUCGCGAAUUCAUUAAUGCCUUUCAAUUUUUGCGCGGGGACACGUGCUUGGCUGUCCACCGAGAUAUCUGGACUGAUCUGCAUUGGUGAUUUUGUUUGCUUUGCCUUUGUAAAGUUCAUUGCAAGUGAAAUCAACCGUAAAAAACAUGGCCUGACCACAAGGGAAAGCAUUUUCUCUGAUACCACCUGCAUCUCCAGACUAUGAAAAUAAACUAGACACAACCUUGC